GAUGUUGCGCUGUCAAACAAUUGACAAGUGUUAUGAAGACGCAAAAGGGAAGUAUACGGUGGCUUAAAAUGACUGCGCUUAAAAGCAGAGGUUUUUGAAGAAAAGUUGUGUUUCAUUACAAAUGUGCAUGACAGGAUUUCAUUCACACUGUGAAAACUAUCAGCACGAACACCGUAAAACUCCAGUAAUUGAUUACGACCAAAUUAUGCCAGCAUAAUUUUAUAUUUGCAAUAAUUUGCUUCUAGCUGUCGGAGAAGAAAAUUGAUCUGCUCGCAGUCAAUUUCUGUUGGUCGUGAAUAUCCCAUCUGUCUGGUUUACUUGACGAAUUCAGCCGGUCGCCCAAAACAGCAAAAUGGAAGAGUACACAAAAAAAGUUUUACGUAUUGUUGUCGCGCAAAUUUGCCAAGCAAUAGGUUGGCAUACGAUCCAAUCCACUCCGCUGGAGCUCCUUACAGACAUUUUGCAUAAAUAUACACAGGAGUUGGCAGUGCGGAGUUUCCGAUACACGCAGCUUUACAGUCGGACUGAAGCCAACUUGGAUGACGUUGGAUUGGCUUUCCGUGAUUUGGGCGUCAACAUUCCAGACCUGCUCGAGUACAUAAACAAUGUGGAUUCGGUACCCUGUGCCGUCGAUGUACCGCAUUACCCCGUCCGGAAAGAAUCUAGCCUGAACCUGUUAAAGCCAGGCAGUAAGGAGGUGAUUACCCGACCGGUACACAUACACGAGCACUUGCCUCCGAUUUUUCCAGAGAAGGAGGAUGAUACCGAAAUAUCAACGGAGCUGACUACUUCCGUCGCGAAUCCAAUGACCACAACUACUGAUCCAUCUACGGUUAUCACGGACAUAACAAAUACCACCGCGAAUUCCACCAACAUUGCUAACAACAGCAAAGUGAUCUUCAAAAAACCGGAUGCAUCAGAGUUAGCUCAGCCUCUAAAAAAAUCUCGUGUUUUAAAUGAGGAUGAGGGUCGUCCGACUCGCGAAAUAAGUAGCGUAAUGAUGACUUCCUCUGGUUUCAUCUCACCAGCUCGUGAAGGCAAGCUGCCCGAUUCGAAAACACCUAUGAUACCAGAGUACAAGUCGCAGCGGUUAGCGACCCCUCCACCGCCAGUGCUUCCUACUAUCCCCGAGCGCGUUGCAGCCGUGAGUACCGUAACCGCUUCUCCCACAACUGGUUCAGACUUAAAGCCCGAAAAGAGGCAGAAACGCCAGAAAAAUAUAAAUGCGGGAUUGGCUAAUUCUGAAGCGAAGGAGCAACGCAAAUUGGAACGCCACAAAGCAAAAAUGAAGAAACGUGGCGAAUUGCUGGCAUAUGUUGAGAAAACGCGCAAUACAAACAAAAAGACGAGAGCCAAAGAGACUAAGGCGAAACAUCAUCCUGUACAUCCGUUAGGCGGAUCCCCGACAAAGUCACCCCAACCUACGUUGGAACCUUCAUCAGUUACUAAUUUGGAGGCACUCCCACCAGUUUCCCUUCCAGCAGAUCUAACCAUUAAAUCCGAAAAAGUGCCGGUUGGCUCGCCUUGUAAUGUGAAUUUACCAACAAGUGCUCUGGGUACGAGUUUGUCCACUUCAAUUACUACCGUAGAAGUAAAGCCGAAUAUAAUGGACGGUGACGCAGUGAAACUCAAAUCCGAACCAGACAAACAGAAAUAUAAUAUUUUCAAGAAAAUUUCAUCAAAAAAAUGUCGUGAUGAUACCCAAAAAGGCUCGUUGAAUAUUAAUAAUGCCCUACACCACAGUAUCUACAGUGGCUUCCCGCCCCUACCUGAGUCAACGACAAUUCGACCCAUACCGCCGCAAAGAUCAAGCUCACCACCGCACACGGAUCCAAAUGUUAUUGUUGUUGAUGAUGAUACACCACCGCGAUCAUCCUCGCCGUUAGGGUUAUCAAGCACUCAAAUACUUCCCAUUCCCUCCCUGCUACCUGGCACUACUGUAACGGCAUCCCCCGGUCUUCUUUCACCUUUCUUGGAUAAAUCACUUUUGAAAUUGUCACCGGCGUCGGCGAAAAAGCAGUCGCGAAAGCCUAGAAGUAAAAAACAGCAACAAAUUCUGGUUGAGCAGUCAGCUCCUCUAAACCUAUCCAAUGAGGUGGUAAGUCAGCCGCCGAUAUCACUUAAAACGCCAAGGAAACGACAAGCCAAAGUUGGACGACCAAGCAAACGUUCAGUUCUCAGUAUGGCAAGUGGAGUUAGUGACAUUCCUCCUAAUCCCGCCUUUCCUACCCUUCCAGCGCAGCCGCGUUUGUGUUCGGACAGUUUGAAACGUGACGAUAUAUCACCGUUAAAUAUAUUCAAAGACAAUCAAUUUUUAUCGGGCGUGCAGCGGUACCCAAUCAUAAAUCCAUUUCAUUUGCUUGCCGGCCCUGGACUAAUACCAAGUAACAACUUCAUGCAUCCAUUCGGCUUUCCAAAUCCGUUCAAUUACAGUGAUUUCAUGGGGCUCCGACCGCCAAUGCGUCCGCCAAAAGUUGAAGAGUCUUUGACGCCACCACCGCUUGCAUUGCCUCCUGAUCUAGAAAGCAGCGUUUAUUGCAAUGUUCCACCACUAGUCCCUGACUCGCUAAAGCAUCAAUUAUCACCAGCUUUGAUAUCGAAAGGAAAUAAGUCAUCUAGCUCCGCGACAUUUGGGGUGGAAUCGCCUGCUGCGGGUGGCUCUUUUAGUUCUUUAAAAACUGCAAAUAGUAAAUCUGAAAGUCACAAUUUAAAAGAUUCAAGCUUACUAACUAAGUUGUUUGAUGCACCAAUAGAAAUAAGUGAUGAUGAGAAGUCAGUGUCGAAAUCUGACACAGAGCAGGACAAAUCAACGCUCCCAGAUUUCCCGUUGAGCGGUCGCAACAAUACCGAUAGCACAGUGAAUGCUUCUUCGACGGAGAAUGUGUCAGGUGCCCAUCAGCAUCACUAUAGUCCCAGCAAAAGUAUAACAUCAACUAGCCAACGUUCGGACACUGAUGGCGUCAAGAUAGGUGCAAAUGAUGAGUCGGACAAUAUGGUCAUUGAUAGUGAUCAUGGGGAUGCCGAGACUAGUGAAAAAAUCUCAAGUCUAAAUGAAGAGAUGCCCAACAGCUUGUUGAGUAGAGGGGAAAAGAAACGCGACAGAGAACAUAAAAAAGGCAAAAGAGGGAAAGAUGGUAAGAUCAAGAAAAAAAAGGAUAAAAAAGACAAGUCAAAGAAUAAAGAGAAAGCCGAAAAGCGUAAGGAGGAAAAGAAGGAAAAAGAUCGGAGCAAGAAAAAGAAGGAAAAGCGUAAAGAUAAGCUGCGAGUAAAUCCUGCUGCUUUAAUUUACAAUGAUAUUUCCGAUGAUGGCCUAGUCGUGGGUGCAACUACAGCAAAAGGACCCAUUUCAUUGUCUGGCCCCAACGAAAAUCAAAUCGCACAACAGCAGCCACAACAAAGUGAUCAACAGACAACAGUACCAACAGUUCCCAGCGUUACACCAGUAUCAUCAACUGUACCGAAAUUAACAUUAAAAUUUGGUUCCCCGCAGUCUAUUGCUAGUGACGAUUCACCGGAAAUUCGAAAGUUAAAUUCGAAAUCAAGUAAUGGUGGCGAUGAAAGUACAGAUAAUUUGUGCAUUGAUGACCGCCGUGAGUCAUCGCCGGAACUAGCAAGGAUAUCGCCACUUGUUACGAGACCGCCAAAGCAGAAAACUUCGUCGACUUCAACAGAAAGACCGGUUACCCCACAAUUACCUCCGGAGGGUUCACACUAUCGCUACCAGAAUCUAGACAGCAAUACAAAUACAUUCAGAUCUCGAUCACCUCAAUCGCCAGUAACUUCACAAUGGAUUCGUCAAGAAAUCAUGAGUGUGCCGAAACUAGCAAUAAACGACCGUACCGCUACUGCGAAUUUCCGAUCGUCAAGUCCUGUUUCAUCGAUGACUUUUGUGUCAUACCCAGAAGCCAAUGAUGAAAUAAAUAAUUUUUCUGAUGACGACGGUUAUCAUGCAGAUGGCAUCGAUACAGUGGGGAGUACAAAUCAAGCGCCUGGUGGAGCACAGUUUCCCAACGAACGUCAUCAUACCGAUGAAGCGCCGAAACAUGAUACCGAGUCUCCGGCAAAUAAUAUCUUUGAAACCACUUCGAAUCUCGAAUCGGGUCGGCCUACGCUGCCUAAACGUCCAUCAUCCUAUAUUGAUGCUGAAGGAAAUCAGGUUUGGAUCUGCCCAGCUUGUGGUCGAGUUGAUGAUGGGACACCAAUGAUUGGCUGCGACGGGUGCGAUGCUUGGUAUCACUGGGUCUGCGUUGGAAUCCAAGUGCCGCCUGAUGAACGUGAGGACUGGUAUUGUCGCGUAUGCAUCGCAAAGAAGCAAGAAGCGAACGGUUCGGAUAAGAAGAAAAAACGUAAGAAAAAGAACAAAACAAACUAAGAUCGUCAGGAGAAAACCUUGGACUACCAGGAGUUUGCUUCUUGGUCGCCGUGGUAGUUGUAUAUAUUUGCUCCUUUUUUACUGAAUUUAACUGUAUAUCUUUCGUUUCCAUCAUUGCACUUUUACUAGCUUUUGCUCGAGUAAUUCAAGAUCGUUAUUCAACCCUUUGGUUUGAGUCGCGUAGCAAACUUUGUUUAUUUGAAACGUUUAAGAAAAAAAUUCAGAUCAAAACAGACCAUUUAAGCGUGCUAGGUCGAUUUUAUCAUAUUUCAGUGAAGGAUAUCCGGACCAACUAUUUCUGAAAGCAUUUUAUACAAUUAGUCUUAUUCUUCAGCUUCAUCCAAACGUUUUGUUCUUAGGUUAAUUUUUCUCGCUUGAAAAGUCACUAUCAUUUCCCUUAGUUUAACUACAGAAGUUGAGGAACUAAAAGAAUAAUCAGAUGUGCGUAUUCAUGCACACAAUGUACAAAUAACUGUAGAAAUGGAAAACUUACUACGGUGACCAAAAUUUCGGUCACUUGUUGCUGUUCUAGAUAAUAUACUGAAAAUGCUAGAGUAGUCGAAGCCGGCUACCUUCAAAUUUAAUGUAUAGCUAUAUAUAAGCUAAAAAGUUAUUUAAGCUUAAUGGAGCAGUUAAGAAUUAUAUAAAAAUGUCGAAUUAAAAAUAUAAAAAAUAAUUUAGUAA
Messenger RNA from Hermetia illucens (black soldier fly), 5056 nucleotides. It is a transcript of the gene Taf3, whose product is annotated as transcription initiation factor TFIID subunit 3. The transcript has 10 exons. Gene Ontology annotation, cellular component: transcription factor TFIID complex. NCBI's taxonomy places the organism in Eukaryota, Metazoa, Arthropoda, Insecta, Diptera, Stratiomyidae. Gene Ontology annotation, molecular function: protein heterodimerization activity. The record is from RefSeq and is a predicted model, not a curated record. The coding region runs from base 353 to 4372 and encodes 1339 amino acids.